AUGAAGGAGGAAGAAGAGACUUUACCCCCGUCCAGAAACGGCGAGAACAUGGAACCAGAGGGUCAUCAUCAUCAUGACAACGGCAACAACGCCAAUAAUGAUCACCGCCGCUCCACUAAUCACAACCCUCGCGAGUUUCAUACGGCGGAAUCGCUCAUGGAGUAUCUUCAAGAAGAACGAGGGGAAUCUGGCAAAGCCCCCGAUUCCUUCAAAGAUUAUCUACAAGCUCAGAGACAGUUACGAUCCCAACGGCAACAUCAUCGGCGGGAGUCGUUGGGGCGCGUAGUGUCACAAUUAUUGCAUCAUCAUCAUCAUCAUCAUGAAGCCAUUCCAGAAGAGGAAGAUCCGCCGUGUAGCAAGCAUCGACAAGCCGCUUUGAAUGCCAUGAGCGUGCUGGGGCGACGACAACCCAGUGUCCGACAAACGGACGAAUGGCAAGCUUUUGUCGAGAGUCAAGCCUUUCAAGAAAAAGCCGACAACAACAAUGAUGAUGGAAACAACCAAAAGGAAGGAGGAGACGCCGAAAAUGAAGAAGACAAUCAUCAUAACGAUCAUAAUGGUGGUUCACUCACGGUUCCUUGGUAUUGUCGGCCGGUCCAACGACAACGAUGGGGAGAUGAUGUGGUUCUGCCACAUAUCAAUUGGGGAGACUUAUUCUUUGAUUUAUUCUACGUCGCCGCGGCAUACAACUUGGGGGCCAUGCUCAUUAGUGCCAUGGGAAACUCGUACGAAUGGCCGCGAGGAGUCAUUUACUUUAUUGGCAUUUUUGGACCCCUCUACAAUAUAUGGGAAAACGACGUCAUUUACUCCUCCCGGUACACACUGGUCGAUUAUUCGCAUCGGAUCAUUGCCGUCAUUCGAUUCCUCUGUGUCGGAGUGGCCGUCCUAUCCAUCAAGACGGUGCAAUUUCUUGCGGACAAACACAGUUUGGAGACAUUUACAUUGGUCGUUGCACUCUUGUGUGAAUCCCUCCUCCAGUUGGGGCUCAAUCUAGAACUCUAUUGGUAUGGCGAAGGAGAUCGAAUGGCCAUCCAAAAUCACACCCGUCGAAAGCUCCUGUGUCAGUUUCUGCCGGCGAGUUUGACCUACUUGGUGGCGUCCAUUAUUGCGGGGCAUUCCUUUUUUCAAGAAGAGGAUGCCUACAACAACAAAAAGGAAGAUUAUGGAUCUUACGAAAGCGGCAAAGACGGAUAUGGCGACAAGGAGGAGUACGGCUAUUCUGAUUCUUCAAACUACAAUGCCACUGCUGCUUACUACACAAACGACACGACGACACUCAACAAUGACACUGAUUCUUAUUACCACCUCGACGAUGGGCACUUUCGAGUUUUGGCUGCGGCGGCUUCUUCGUCGGGUUGUCCCUAUCCCAAUGACGGACAUAGAGUCUUGGCGGGUGGCGGCUAUGAUGACAAUGACUGCGACAGCAGCAAGGGUCUCGAGUGGUCCAUUGCCGAUGUGCCCUUGAUACUUUGCCUGGGGAUCUAUGUGAUCAACAUACUCUACACUCUGUAUCGCAAGUACAAUACGGGGGGAGAAGGGCAGGACAUUCGACAACACUUUGUGCCAAACAACGUCGACUACCUAAUCCACAGAUACGGAGAGUGGACGAUGCUUAUGGUGGGAGAAAGCAUCCUGUCGUUGUUGAUUGUGGAGACGAUUGAAUCGUCGGAAUACUAUGCCAUUGCGGCCAUGGGAUGCUUGACCGUUAUCGUCAUUCAGCUCUUGAAAUUCGAAUCGGAGCCAAGUCAUGCCGAGGGUCAUGCCUUGUGGCGAAGCAUGUUUGCGGCCCAGCUAUUCAGCAUUUUGAUUCAAAUCUUGUCCAUUGGCCUGAUAUCCUUUGGAGUGUCGUACAAGAUCAUGUUGACCAAUGUGCUACAGGAAGAACUAGAAAAAGAAGAAGAAGAUGGGCAUCGAAGGCUGGUAGCCGAACUGGCAAAGUAUGUUUUGGAAGAAUUCGGAGGACAUCGAAGGUUGGCAGCCGUGCCCAAGAUUGCGGAUCAAGCGUUGGCAUCCUUGUUUUGUGGGUCGCUUACGGUUGUCCUCUUGAGUCUGGAAAUGAUGCUGGGGACACACAAAGGAGUGACAAAAAGCUAUCAACUGUUGUUCCACGAAAUCGAGUCCUUCCAUGUAUAUUCAUUGAACUGGCCAUUGAUGUUCAUCUCUGUGUUCAAGAUUACUGUGAUUGUAUUCACAGCAACCCUGAGUCAGUGGCGGACCGAACCAGGUGCGGUAGCGAUCUUUGGAUUCUUCAUCGUGACUGCCAUGGCCAUUACCAGAAUCGUAGGUUGGGGAUUUGUUCAUCAUGAGCAGCACAUCAAGGAUACGGUUAACUUGAUGACAAGUCGAGCAACUGGCUUGAGUCGCGACUUGAUGUACCAAGCAACUGAUGCUGGAAGAGAUAUAUUGUCGACGCUGGCUUUGCAGUCGACUCUGGCUUUGCAGGCUACAGGAGGAGCAUUCAUGACAGAACAGGCAGGUUCGGCGUCGCAAGAAGAGGAGCUUGCAAUAGACAAAGCUCUCGACACGUCUUUUGACGCGGUGGUUGUCACCGACCGUGCUGGGACCAUUAGGCAUGUGAACUGCCUUGUCUUGAGCGAGUUCGGAUACGCUUCAGAACAUGAGCUAGUUGGAAACAACGUUUCGAUCCUUGUUGGAGGUGGCGAAGCAGAACACCAUCAUCUCUACAUGGAACGAUUCAACAAAAAUGAACAGCGGUCGACAACAAUAGGCAAACAAAGAAAAUUGCACGCACGCCGAAAGAAUGGCGAGGAGUUCGAUUGUGUCAUUGGGAUCAAGGAGAUUCCAAACACGGGGCUCUUGGUAGGAUACAUUCGAAGCUUGUCACUGCUUGAUGUGACAGCGAAAGAGUCCCCCGCAAAUCAUGUGGAACAUGUGGAUGACAAAAGCUUCGACUCUAUCAUAGUUAUUGAUCCGAGGGGAACGAUCCUCAACGUGAAUCUGACAGCUUUGGGAGAGUUUGGCUACCAAUCAAAAGAGGAAUUGGUUGGCAAAAACAUCUCCCUUCUUGUGGGAGGAGGACAAGCUGACAAUCAUGAUGCAUACCUUUCGAAGUUUGAUAUGGACGAUAGGGACAAUGCAACCAUUGGCGGCAACAGGCGUGUCGUGCAUGCCAAGAGGAAGGAUGAAACUGAGUUUCCUUGUGUGAUUGGUAUUCGUCGAGCCCCUGACAGUGACAAUCUCAUCGGGUAUAUUCGCAAUAUGACUGGCAUUGCGCCCGAAGAAGAGGAUCUCAAAGAAAAGACAAAAUACCUUGUUGACGAUACUUCUUUUGAUGCCAUUGCAAUAGUCGAUUCAGAAGGAAAGAUAUUGCAAGUCAAUGCCACGGCGGUUGAAGAAUUCGGAUACUUGGCCAAGGCAGAACUAGUUGGCAAUAACAUUAGUAUCCUCGUUGGAGGAGGUCACGGAAAGCAUCACAACAGAUACAUGAAGAGAUUCCAGCAAAAGGGGAACGAAGAUUCUGCCAUUGGCAAGCGACGCCUGUUGAAAGCUCGACGGAAGGAUGGGACAGAGUUCUCCUGUGUGAUCGGCCUACGGAAAAUUCCCGAUACCGAUUGGCUGAUUGGCUACAUCAGGUCAACAGAAGGUCUCACAAAGAAGCAGCGUGAAGCCGAAUAUGACAGCAUUUCACAGUUCAGUACAGCUCGUUCAGGGGCAGCAGGAAGUCUCGACGGGAGGAGCCGUCAAACCAUUUCUACCGGCGGGGCGAACAAUUUGGAUAUCAUGGAUGAGUCCUUUGAUGCCAUUAUCGUUGCUUCCUUCAAUGGUGUAAUCAAGAAGGUCAACCAAACGGUGCUGGACACGUUUCGCUAUCCGAGCAAGGACGAGUUGGUAGGACAAAACAUAAAGAUUCUGGUCGGAGGCGGGGAAGCAGACAUGCAUGAUGGAUAUCUCGAACGGUUUCAAGCAGAGGGCAAAUCUGCUUCUCAGAUAGGGAAACAGCGAGUCCUCUACUCGCGACGCAAAGAUGGAUCUGAAUUUCCUUGCCUGAUUGGAAUCAAAACGACCCCAAGGAAUGAUGGAUUGAUUGCAUGGAUCCGUGAUAUGACUGAUAUUGCACAGCAAAGAUCUUCGAUCCAAAUCACCAACAUGAAGAUGCUUGAUCCUGUUGAACGUUUGGUUGACGACAAUUCCUUCGAUGCGAUCAUUGUGACCACGGAGAAAGGUGUUAUUCGGAACGUCAAUGAAACAACUGUGCGCGAGUUUCGUUACGAUUCCAAGGAAGAGCUGGUGGGGCACAACGUUUCCGAUUUGGUGGGGGGCAGAGUCAGCGCCAAACUGCACGAUAGAUUCAUGGAACGCUUUCAAAAGACAGGAAAGUCAUCGACGACGAUUGGGAAGCAGCGCAUUCUCAUGUCCAAGCGCAAAGACGGCAGCGAGUUCAGAUGCAUCAUCGGGAUCAACAAGAUUCCCGACACAGAUAACCUCUUGAUUGGUUACAUACGCAAUCUGGAGAUGACACACGAACCAGACUCGAUCAAUAUGUCAGACCUGGACACUGCGACGGCUUCAGUGGCCGGUAAGUCAAGGGACUCCCGCGAAAGUUCCUUGGGGGAUCCGUAG
Messenger RNA from Seminavis robusta, 4581 nucleotides. NCBI's taxonomy places the organism in Eukaryota, Bacillariophyta, Bacillariophyceae, Naviculales, Naviculaceae. The record is from the annotation of a GenBank genome assembly.